This is a messenger RNA of Lecanosticta acicola, 2728 nucleotides long. NCBI's taxonomy places the organism in Eukaryota, Fungi, Ascomycota, Dothideomycetes, Mycosphaerellales, Mycosphaerellaceae. The record is from the annotation of a GenBank genome assembly.
AUGUCAAGUUCUUCGUCGAGUCACUCGCCCAAUGCGCCCGCCCCAGCAUCAUCGAGUCGAAGUCCGCAGCUGGCCGAAGAUGACAACUCCGAGGAUGGGCUUGAUCUCAAUAACGAGGAGCUCUUAGCAGAAGAUCCACUACACCACAGGAAUGGAGGGCUAGAUACUGGGUAUUCAGAAUGAAGUCGUUGCAUAGCAUGAAGCUAACGGCUGCAGCAUAUCGUUCAAGCGCAAGCAAACAUCAGCCAAACCAUCCUUAGCCUCCCGCUUUCUGUUUUCUCCCUUCUCCAGCAGCCGCGAUGCUACUCCUUCUCCCGGUCCGACGAUUGCGUCUCCUCCACGACGAGGUCGAGCGAGGACUGGCACCCAGCCGACUCCGAACACGAUCCUCUCGUACUUGAAUGGCCCUACAGACGCAGGAGUUGACCUGACAGGCGCCAAAGACCCGGCAACCUUGGACUGGUAUGUGGAAGGACAUGGCAGAAGAGUAGGAUAUGACGAUCUCACGGCUAUCGAUUGGGUGUAUGAAUAUAGCAAAGAGCGCACGAGACAACGACAGCUGGCCGCGGAUACGCCAGGCUUACUGGGAAGCCUGCGGCUGCUUGCAGACGCGAGCCAAAUAUGGUGGAUUCUAGUCUUUACCGGGAUUGCUGUCGGAGGUGUUGCGGCCGGUAUCGAUGUGGCAAGUGAUUGGUUAGGCGACCUCAAGACAGGACUCUGCAGCAAUGUGGAGGAUGGAGGCAGGUUCUACCUAAACAAAGUAUUUUGCUGCUGGGAGAUUGGCAGCUAUUCUCGAUGCCCAGACUGGAGGCCAUGGAGCACUGUCAUGGGAGUCGCGAACAAGGGAGGAAGCUACAUCAUCGAAUACUUCACCUUCGUGGUAUUCUCGGUGGUGUUCGCUGCAUGCGCGAGCUUGCUGGUCAACAGAUACUCGAAUUACGCCAAACAGAGUGGAAUUCCGGAAAUCAAGACGCUGCUUGGUGGUGUUGUCAUCCGACGAUUUCUAGGUGCUUGGACCUUGAUCGUCAAGUCACUGGGACUUUGUCUUGCAGUAGCCUCUGGGAUGUGGCUAGGAAAAGAGGGACCGCUCGUGCACGUUGCUUGUUGUUGCGCGAAUGUGUUCAUGAAAUUGUGUGACAGCAUCAACAAUAACGAGGCCCGAAAGCGCGAGACGUUGUCUGCUGCGGCAGCCUCUGGCAUUUCGGUCGCAUUUGGUGCCCCGAUCGGAGGCGUGCUUUUCUCGCUGGAGCAGCUCUCAUACUACUUCCCGGACAAGACCAUGUGGGCAUCUUUCGUAUGUGCUAUGGUAGCAGCUGUCACUCUUCAGGCCUUUGAUCCUUUCAGAACGGGACAGCUCGUUCUCUACCAGGUGACCUACCACAGUGGAUGGCACGCCUUUGAACUGGCCCCGUUCGCGAUCAUCGGUAUAAUUGGCGGGCUAUACGGAGCGCUCUUCAUCAAACUCAAUAUGCGAGUCGCAAGCUGGCGUGCUUCUAGCAGCAACCCGUUUCACAAGCGUCCGGUACUGGAAGUGGUUGUCAUUGCGUUGAUCACGGCUCUGAUCAGUUUUCCGAUUAGCUUCCUGCGAGCGCAGUCAAGUGAGCUGGUGGAGUACCUGUUCGCGGAGUGCAAGGACAUCCGCGAUGACUACCUCGGGUUGUGCAAGUCGGGCGUCGCUAAUACUGGCGUCAUCUUCAUACUCUUGGUGUCGUCGCUCCUGGGAUUCCUGCUGGCCACUGUCACAUUUGGACUGCAAAUUCCCGCAGGAAUACUGCUUCCAUCAAUGGCCGUUGGCGCACUGUAUGGUCGCGUCGUCGGACUGAUAGUAGAGGUCUGGCAACGCGAACAUCCAAACUUCAUUGUCUUCGCGAGCUGCGAGCCGGACAUACCCUGUGUUACACCUGGCACAUAUGCCGUUGUUGGUGCUGCGUCUGCUCUUGCUGGAGCCACGCGGAUGACUGUCUCCAUCGUUGUCAUCAUGUUCGAGCUAACAGGCGCGCUUACGUAUGUUCUGCCUAUCAUGAUCGCAGUUCUACUGUCGAAAUGGGUUGGCGACGCAUUCGGAAAGCGUGGAAUCUACGAAAGCUGGAUCCACUUCCAAGGCUACCCUUUCUUGGAUCAGAAGGACGAUCCUGUCCCCGACGUACCUAUAAGCCAAAUCAUGACUCGAGUAGAAGAUCUCGUCUGCAUUACGGGCACUGGACACACCAUUGAGUCUCUCCGUGAACUCUUACAAGAGCACAGGUUCCGAGGAUUUGCGGUUGUAAACGACACUCGUGAGUUGAUGCUCCUUGGAUACAUCUCCCGAACGGAAUUACAGUACGCAUUGGAUACCGCUAUUGGGUCCGGGCGUUCGUUGCCAUCGACUACCGAAUGCUAUUUCCAACAUCAACCUCUGGCAGACCCAACCAUCACUCUAGACCUCCGACCGUGGAUGGACCAGACGCCAAUCACGCUCAGCUCCCGAUCUAGCUUGUCGCUGACAAAUGAUCUGUUCCACAGAAUCGGACUGCGUUAUGUGAUCUUCGCUGAUCGCGGUCUUCUCGCAGGCUUGAUGACCAAGAAGGACUUGUGGUACAUCCUAAAUGAAUCAGAGGACGGCAGGGUUGGCUCAGGGGCAGGGGCGUUGAGAGAACACGUCUCUGGCCGCGAAGAUGAGGCGGGUUUACUCAGUCGCGAUCAAGACAGGCUCGAUGAUUUGGAAGAGGAUGAGCGUGGGCAGGGAUAA